Molecule: messenger RNA, 2732 nt
Organism: Cheilinus undulatus (humphead wrasse)
Lineage: Eukaryota; Metazoa; Chordata; Actinopteri; Labriformes; Labridae
Gene: wipi2
Product: WD repeat domain, phosphoinositide interacting 2
Exons: 12
Coding region: 174-1457 (427 amino acids)
Biological process (GO): autophagy of mitochondrion; nucleophagy; protein lipidation
Cellular component (GO): extrinsic component of membrane; phagophore assembly site membrane; cytosol
Molecular function (GO): phosphatidylinositol-3,5-bisphosphate binding; phosphatidylinositol-3-phosphate binding; protein binding
Source: RefSeq, a predicted model, not a curated record
CGCAGUAAGGGGAAGCAGCAGCCCCUAUGAAAAACAACAACAAUCACUACAGGCCAGGAAAAAGAGAGAUGGCUCCGUGAAACUCAGCACGUCUGCCCCCUUACCACUUCACCAGUCCCAGCCCGACUGCUGCUAUUUCCAUCGGAUUAUUAUAUGUCGAUGGUGCCGAGCCCAUGAACCUGGCCAGUCUCAGCGGGGAAGCCGGCGGAAGCCAGCUCCUCUUCGCCAACUUUAACCAGGACAACACGUCUUUAGCUGUUGGCACCAAAUCAGGAUACAAGUUUUUCUCAUUGUCCUCUGUGGACAAAUUGGAGCAGAUCUAUGAAUGUACAGACACAGAGGAUGUGUGUAUCGUGGAGCGUCUGUUCUCCAGCAGCCUGGUUGCUAUCGUCAGCCUCAAGGCCCCGAGGAAGCUCAAAGUCUGUCACUUCAAGAAGGGAACCGAGAUCUGCAACUACUCCUACUCCAACACCAUACUGGCUGUCAAACUCAACAGACAGAGGCUGAUUGUGUGUCUGGAGGAGUCGCUUUACAUUCACAACAUCAGAGACAUGAAAGUUCUGCACACUAUCAGAGAAACUCCGCCCAAUCCUUCAGGAUUGUGUGCCCUCUCUAUCAGCAAUGACAACUGUUAUCUGGCCUACCCCGGGAGCACUACGAUAGGAGAGGUUCAAGUGUUCGACACUGUUAACCUGCGAGCAGCGAACAUGAUUCCAGCCCACGACAGCCCAUUAGCGGCUUUAGCUUUUGAUGCCAGUGGAACCAAACUGGCCACAGCCUCCGAGAAGGGCACAGUCAUUCGUGUCUUCUCUAUUCCAGAGGGACAGAAGCUCUUUGAGUUUCGACGAGGAGUCAAGAGGUGUGUGAGCAUCUGCUCAUUGGCAUUCAGUAUGGAAGGUCUGUAUCUGUCAGCCUCCAGCAACACAGAGACGGUCCACAUCUUCAAGUUAGAGACGCAGAAGGAGAAAUAUGUGCCAGCAGAGGAGCCCACCACAUGGGGAGGGUACCUGGGCAAGGUCCUGAUGGCGUCCACCACCUACCUGCCCUCCCAGGUUACAGAGAUGUUCACACAGGGGCGAGCCUUCGCCACAGUACGCCUGCCCUUCUGUGGACAUAAGAACAUCUGCGCCUUAGCUGUAAUUCAGAAGAUUCCCAGGUUGUUGGUGGCAGCAGCCGAUGGUUACCUGUACCUGUACAACCUGGAUCCACAAGAAGGAGGGGAAUGCACACUAAUGAAGCAGCACAGGUUAGACGGCAGUGCUGAGCCACCAAAUGAAAUCCUUGAGCAGGGGUCACAUGAUCGCCCACUUGUGGCUCAAACCUAUAGUGCUGCUGUUACUAAAGGUUACUGCGAAGAACAGGGCGCCGUUGGAGGGGCGGGGCUAGAAGACGACCUUAAUGACCUGCGCCUAGAGGAGGAGAACGAGCAACCGCCGCUCAUCCUGGAAACUGACUGACUUAACGAACGGCUGUACCCACCAAUCAGAGGGCUCCUCUGGUGCUGCUAUGAACACGAGGGGGGCGGGGGCAGGAUCAAAGACUGGGGGCGUUUUUAAACGCCCAAAGUGUUCAUGAGCCUGUCUGUGAGUCCGUCUGUGCGUUCGUCCGUUCACAUACAUGUCGAUCUUUUUCUCCCUCUCUCCUCCCUGCGCUCUCUUUUCGGUUUCGCCUCGUAGGCCGAGCUGAUGCUUUGCAUGUACAUGUGCCAACUGCUAAAACAUGCUCCAAUGUGAAAACAAGUAUCUGUGAGUGUGUUGGACGUUUGAUCAAAAAAAAGAAAAUGUAGCUGUGUCUCCACUUAAAGACACGCACACACUGACGCAAGCACUGUGUAAAUGAAAGUGAUUGUGUAAGUGCCUCGCUGCCCCAGUGUCAGGGUUCCUUCUGUUUGAGAGGGCGAUCUCUUUGGCUCAAUAAAAUCUGUUUUCAGUUGUCGGAUCUUAACUAAGACUGUGUUUAGUAUCUUUUCUGACCCUUUCUUCUUUCACACACAAUCUGUGUCACAAGUCGACUGACUCUUUCACCCCUCUUAAAUUAUGAUGUGAAGCUUUUGGCAUGAGGCAGAUGUGUUUGCGGAUUAAAGCGUGUCUGUGCGCUCUGGCUGAGACCUCAUUUGUGUGUGUGCUGGGCAUGUACAUUAGCAAACACUGCGUAAUUAGCCUCCACUUGCCCCCCCUCCUGUUUUACCUCAUCCAAAGCCAGGCUCAGUGGGCUCCCCCCUCCUCCUCAGGCCUGCAGUCAUUGGUUGAUUUUAAACACUGAUAUUAACGAUCUUUUUAAAAUCUACAUAACCAAUCAUAACCAAUGAUGUGUCAUGAAAACAUGCAUGGUGGUGUUGUCAUGGUACUUUGUCCAUACAUCGCAGACAUAUGAGUGGUGAUGAUUUAUUCUGUACAUUAUCAGAAGUGGAAAGAUUUCGCUGUACCAUACUGUCAGGUCAUGACCACGGCUUGUACACUCUCUGCAAUGGUGUGUGCGCGCGCGCGUGUGUGUGUGUGUGUUUGUGUGUGGCUGUCGACUGAACUGUGGAUUAUCAUUUGGUUGAUCAGGAGCUCAGGCUGAGCAUCAUCAACUGGUCCAGGAUGCUGCAUGGUUCCCCAUUAAUCCUGUGGUGUUUGAAGCUACUCGAGGAUUAGCCAUGGGAUUUUGGAGUGUCAGGCAUUUUCUAAUGAUUUUGUACAAAAUGUGAAACAUUCAUCUGAAACAAAUGAAAUAAAUUCCAUGUUGAUGUA